Messenger RNA from Ophidiomyces ophidiicola, 1095 nucleotides. RefSeq names its product E3 ubiquitin-protein ligase rad18 (gene RAD18). The transcript has 4 exons. Bases 1 to 1095 code for a protein of 364 amino acids. Gene Ontology annotation, molecular function: single-stranded DNA binding; ubiquitin protein ligase activity. Lineage: Eukaryota; Fungi; Ascomycota; Eurotiomycetes; Onygenales; Onygenaceae. Gene Ontology annotation, cellular component: nucleus; Rad6-Rad18 complex. Gene Ontology annotation, biological process: protein monoubiquitination; DNA damage tolerance. The record is from RefSeq and is a predicted model, not a curated record.
AUGGAUGCGUCUUUUGAUAUACACGACUCCUCCGACUGGCUUUCCACGCCGCUCUCCAGUCUCGCUCUCGUUGAAUCGGCGCUCCGCUGUCAAGAAGUGAAACUAAGACAGAACUGGGCUGUAGGAGAACUGGUGGAUUCGUUUAAGAAAGCUAGGAAAGGCACCCUAGAAUUUGCUAGGAAUGCAUCGAAGAGUGUUGAGGAGGGGUUUCCAGACGGCAUAACUCCAAAAAAGCGGAGGAUAGAAGAGCUUGAGGGAGAUGUGGCCCAAGGCACAAGAAGGAGCCUCAGGAGAACUACGUCGCAAAGUAGACAACAAGACGACACGGUUGUUAUUGAAGAUAGUGAAGAUGAUGAAUGCCAGAAAAACGACGGGCUUGUGGCUUGCCCAAUCUGCCAUCGCAGAAUGAAGGAAGUAGUUGUAUUUUCACACUUGAACAACUGCCCCGGACCUUCAUCGCAGAAUGAGCUAGGCCAAAGAAAAAGUUUUCUCCACUCUAAUCCACGCUGUGAACGGCUGCCCACCAUAAACUAUUCUAUGAUGAAGGAUAACGUUCUUCGAAAAAAGCUAAGAGACAUGGGCUUAGCUGACUCGGGGCCUAAACCACUUCUUCAAAGGCGACACACAGAAUGGUUAAAUCUGUGGAAUGCGAAUUGCGACUCAAAAAACCCAAAAUCGAAACGAGAAUUGCUUCGCGAGUUGGAAAUAUGGGAACGCAGUCAAGGCCAAGCGUCACAUCUUCGUACCCAAACAAAUACAAUCAUGCGAAAGGAUUUUGAUGGAGCUGCCUGGUCAGCCGCCCAUGGCGAGGAUUUCAAAAUACUCAUUGACAACGCUCGGAAGCACCAUGAAACCGGGGCGAGUUCCAAAGAUUCGGAAAUUCUGCCAACGGGCAAUGAUGAUAAUUCCCGAGUAUCAAUGGUUACCCGUAGCGAACCUCUCCCAAAAGCUAGGGGUCGGAGUUUUGACGGUAAAGAGGGUUCGAAUAAAAGUAUGGUCCAAGAUAGCACCAUUGAGAGUAAAAAAUCAGACCAACAUGCCAACUCUGAAUGCGGAAGCCAACCCCUUGCUGUCGAAGAUGCGGCUGCCCGAUAG